UUCAGGUUCUUCACUUCGCUCUUAACUAAUUCACAAUGUGUGGCAUUACCGCCCUCUUAAUGGCUGACCCCAACGCCAUGGCCGUCCCCGACCUGUUCGAAGCUCUUGGAAUCCUCCAGCACCGUGGUCAGGACGCUGCUGGUAUUGUUACUUGUGGUCAACGUGGCCGCUUGUAUCAGUGCAAGGGAAAUGGCAUGGUUCGAGAUGUCUUUGAUGGCAAGCAACUUGCUAAUCUUGUUGGCAGUCUCGGUGUUGGCCACGUCCGUUACCCCACUGCUGGAUCAUCUUCCAUGUCAGAGGCUCAGCCCUUCUACGUCAAUUCCCCCUAUGGUUUGGUUUUCGCUCAUAAUGGAAACUUGAUCAAUGCUGCCGACCUUCGUCAUGAUUUGGAUGCUCGCGCCCAUCGUCAUAUUAAUACUGAAUCCGACUCUGAACUUUUGCUCAAUGUCUUGGCUGACAAUCUCCAACAAACUGGAAAAUUCAGAAUCAACGAAGAAGAUAUCUUCAAAGCUAUUAAGGAUCUUUAUGCUUCCUGCAAGGGUGGAUAUGCUUGCGUUGCCAUGAUUGCUGGUUUUGGUAUCAUUGGUUUCCGUGAUCCUAAUGGUAUUCGUCCCAUCAUCUACGGUCGCCGAAAGUCAGAAACCGCUGAAGGUUUCGAUUACAUGUUCGCCUCCGAAAGUGUUGUCUUGGAUGCUCUAGGUUUCACUGACCACGUUGACGUUGGUCCAGGUGAAGCCGUCAUCAUCACCCGUGAUUCCGUGACCAGGAGAACUUUGGUGCAAGACGUUACCUUCUCCCCUUGUUUGUUCGAAUACGUUUACUUUGCUCGUCAGGACAGUAUUAUUGACGGAAUCUCUGUCUACAAGUCUCGUUUGGCUAUGGGAGAAGCUUUGGCAGAGCAAGUUAAAACCUUCUUCAAUGGCAACAUUAACGACAUUGAUGUUAUCAUUCCCGUCCCUGAUACUGCCCGUGCAGCUGCCAUCCAGACUUCUCAGGCUUUGAAUAUCCCUUAUCGUGAAGGUUUCAACAAGAACCGAUAUGUUGGUCGUACCUUCAUCAUGCCCGGUCAACAAACACGUCGCAAAAACGUGCGAAGAAAGCUGAACGCUAUGGCUUUGGAGUUCCAUGACAAGAAUGUUCUUUUGGUGGAUGACUCUAUUGUUAGAGGUACCACUUCCAAGGAGAUCAUUCAAAUGGCUCGCGACGCCGGUGCCAAGAAAGUCUACUUUGCCUCCUGUGCACCAGCUAUCCGAUACCCCAACGUCUACGGUAUUGAUAUGCCUUCUCGCUUUGAAUUGGUUGCCUACAGCCGAAGCGACGAAGAGAUUGCAGAAGAAAUCGGUGCCGAUGGCGUCAUCUACCUUGGACUUCCCGAGCUUAUCCAUUCUGUCCAGAAGUUCCGCCCAUCCAUCGAGGUGUUUGAUACAUCUGUGUUCGACGGCAGCUACAUUACUGGUGGAGUAGACGAGAACUACAUGCGGCAUUUGGAAGACUUGCGAAAUGACUCUGUCAAGUCUCGCAAUGAUGUCGACUCUUCUGAGACCCUUGGUCUUCAUAACCAUUAUUAUGACUUUGCCAAAUAGACCUGAUGAACUUGGUUAAAACCGCCUUGCGUUGUUCAUCAAACAAAAACAUUCCUAUAGAAUCUCCUUGUCUGCCGUUGUAAACUUUUUAUUCUUUUUGUUCUAACUGACCUUGAGAAAGCAAAUUAAACCCGUUAUAAAUAUUGAAACUGUGUGCUAUAA
This is a messenger RNA of Umbelopsis ramanniana AG, 1745 nucleotides long. RefSeq lists its product as uncharacterized. The record is from RefSeq and is a predicted model, not a curated record. Gene Ontology annotation, molecular function: amidophosphoribosyltransferase activity. Lineage: Eukaryota; Fungi; Mucoromycota; Umbelopsidomycetes; Umbelopsidales; Umbelopsidaceae. Gene Ontology annotation, cellular component: cytoplasm. Gene Ontology annotation, biological process: purine nucleotide biosynthetic process; purine nucleobase biosynthetic process. The transcript is spliced from 6 exons. Bases 36 to 1583 code for a protein of 515 amino acids.